Molecule: messenger RNA, 345 nt
Organism: Brassica oleracea var. oleracea
Lineage: Eukaryota; Viridiplantae; Streptophyta; Magnoliopsida; Brassicales; Brassicaceae
Product: histone-lysine N-methyltransferase ATXR5-like
Exons: 1
Coding region: 1-345 (114 amino acids)
Source: RefSeq, a predicted model, not a curated record
AUGGCCACGUGGAAAGCCUCCUCCUCCUCCUCCCCAGCAGCCUCUCCUUCCCGUCGUUUCAUCUCCUAUAGGAGAAGAACCAAAGCUUCACCACCGAGGCGACCCUCCUCCGAAUCUCCACCGAGGAAGAUGAGAUCGAUCGCCGAUGUAAUGGCGAAAUCUCCGCCCGUCGUCGAGCAGGAGCAAGACGACGGCUACGGUGACGUCACCUGCGAGAAAUGCGACUUGGGAGAAAGAGACGAUGAGCUUCUUCUUUGCGACAAAUGCGAUAAAGGGUUUCACAUGAAAUGUCUCCGACCGAUCGUGGUUCGUGUCCCUGUCGGACCGUGGGUCUGUGCAUCGUAA